GAUACCGGUUGCACUUUGACCGUAGGUGGUAAAGUAGAUUGUGCGUACCAUUUCCAGCUUCCAGUUCCUUCAGUUUAGGUGCUCAUCCGACCCGGGGCCAGCGAAUAAUAAUGGCGAAAGCGUUAAAACUGUACUACGACUUGAUGUCGCAACCUUCUCGGGCGCUAUGGAUUCUGCUAGAGAAGACGAAAAUUCCUUACGAAAAGUGCCUGGUAAAUCUGGGCAAAGGCGAACAUCUUACCGAGCAGUUUAAGGAAAUAAAUCGCUUCCAAAAGGUGCCCUGCAUUACCGACAGCAAGAUCAAGCUCGCCGAGAGUGUCGCCAUCAUGCGCUACCUGGCCCGCGAGUACACGAUGCCCGAUCACUGGUUUCCGGCUGAAAGUCGCCGGCAGGCGCGCGUUGACGAGUAUCUCGAGUGGCAGCACCAUAACACGCGGGCCGUUUGCGCCACCUACUUCCAGUACGUAUGGUUACGGCCGCGCCUAAUGGGCACGGCGGUCGACCCAAAGCGAGCCGACCAGUACCGCAAGGAGAUGGAAAAAUGUCUCGAUUUUAUCGAGAGCGAAUAUCUGGGCCACGGCUCCCCGUACAUUGUCGGAGACGAGAUAUCGGUUGCCGAUCUGCUGGCCGCCUGCGAGAUUGAGCAAGCAAAGAUGGCUGGCUACGAUCCGUGUGCCGGACGCCCGAAGCUGACGGAGUGGAUGGCACGGGUCCGUGACGCAACCAAUCCGUAUUACGACCAGGCGCACAAGCUGGUGUACAAGAUCAUGCCGGACACAAUUCCCAAACCGAAGCUAUAGGAGGCGCCCCAGUACACGACUCUACACGCGGAUGUGCCUUCGAUUAUGCUCCCAAAAAGGUUAUUCAUUUACCGAACGCGCACAAUUACACUAGCGACUAGCGGGAGCGAUGCUCAUUCUGGUUCGUUCCGACAAAUGAUCGACACCCGGCGUGUUUUUCGGAUUUGUCGCUGGCGAAAGACGGAUUCCGCGUUAGGUAGGAUUUCGUGUGUAAACUUGUACCGAGC
Molecule: messenger RNA, 1027 nt
Organism: Anopheles cruzii
Lineage: Eukaryota; Metazoa; Arthropoda; Insecta; Diptera; Culicidae
Product: glutathione S-transferase theta-1-like
Exons: 3
Coding region: 111-800 (229 amino acids)
Biological process (GO): glutathione metabolic process
Cellular component (GO): cytoplasm
Molecular function (GO): glutathione transferase activity
Source: RefSeq, a predicted model, not a curated record